Molecule: messenger RNA, 2835 nt
Organism: Annulohypoxylon maeteangense
Lineage: Eukaryota; Fungi; Ascomycota; Sordariomycetes; Xylariales; Hypoxylaceae
Product: inheritance of peroxisomes protein 1-domain-containing protein
Exons: 2
Coding region: 372-2507 (711 amino acids)
Biological process (GO): peroxisome inheritance
Cellular component (GO): extrinsic component of intraperoxisomal membrane
Source: RefSeq, a predicted model, not a curated record
CUUUCGUGCAGUGCAUUCGCAAACCUUCGUCAAUCCUAGUUCCCCGAAUGCAGCUCUGACAUACCUUAGUCUCGUUUGUAGCUAACAUUUCUACCUUCUAUUCUGUACAUUUAUUCAUUACUUGCCUCUCUUCCUUAACCUGGGAAGUUGGGAGCAUGAUCUGAGAGACAUCCUAGUUACCUAGGUAGUUUAACGAACUAUUUUCAUUUUCCGAAGAGACGUGUCGAAUCUUUUCCCCAACUAUUCUCUCUUCGCUAGCACUUCGCGACCAUUAGCCAUGACCUAGACGUCUUUAGCAAGCCAACCUUUCCCGGGAGUUUAGUUCCAUCAGACGAGAAAACGGCUUGCUUCUAAUUAGGAAUGCGCCAACAAUGGCCGAUGAUAAUCCUCGAUUAUCUGGCCGACCAGACGUGUUACGACCUCGUCGGGUCGUGACGGCACCUGUUGAGUGCCCGCCUCCUGCUCCUACUCCUACUCCUGCUCCAACUUCAACUUUACCUCCAUCUUCAUCUUCAUCUACAUCUACAUCUACACCCACUUCAUCGUCGCGCUCCGAAGACCUGGUCGAGACUCUUUAUAGCCACCCUUCUGUUAAGAUCAUCGCUUUUACAUCUACUCAGCGUGCCUCCUUUGGUUCGCGAAAAUCCUCCACCGAUGUGGAUAGACCGGGUACCCUGCCAGCUUCGUCGCGUCUCGAGAGGACGAUCGCCGUCGGCCCGUUCCGCAUUUAUCGCGCCCCAGGCUCCGUCGCAUUUCUUAGUUGCGGCUCGGCCCUACAACCCAUCCUACCGAAAAGUCAAUGCUGGUGUAUCGACGAGGAAAAUAGUAGAUUCGUCCUACAAAUACGGCGGCCACAAUACUGGAGAAUUGAGCUCCCAGUAUCCGACCCUGACGAUCAAGAACGUGCUUUACUACUAAGGGAUAUUCUCGAUAAGGCUCUGCUAUUUGAGAAGACAGCAUGUCCCUUUCAGAGAAGUUUCACGGUAGAGCUACCAGAGGAGCUAGAAGUUAGAAAGAAAGCUUGGACGCCCGACGGCAAGAACUUAAUAUCAGAUCCAUUUCUACCUAUAGUGUCACCGUCACCUAAAGGUUUUGGUGGUGAUCAACGAGCCAACCUUCUAGCCGACCAGAUUGCCUCUUUUAGGGUCGACAUUGGUACCAUUAAUGAGCUAGACGAAUCAAGAUUCAAGAGAUGGCAGAGCGAGAAUCCUGAAGAGCCAGAAAUCACAGAAUUUACAGAAGGAAAGGACUAUAGUGCUCGUUAUUACAACAAUUUGAAUGAAUGGCGGAGAGCCGAUGCGGCGUCUGCCGAUACCUUCAAAGAUUUACGCACGGCCUCGAAUAUAGUUGUGACGCCGAAGCCGCAACGUAUUGCGGAAGAGUUGUCGGACAAUACCAGUGUAGGCAAGGAAGAGAUGAUUCUUGACUCUGGUAAAGAGGAAGAAGCUACUGAUGAACCUUCUUCCUUCGAAGGGUCCGGUCGCGUAGCUCCUAUGAAUCUUACUAGGAAGCGAAUGAGCCGGAUGUUGGCUGGCCGCGCCUUUACUGCUCCUCCGCAGUUGUCUGUGAUAACCUCACCCCCCUCAAAGUCGACGCAGUUAUCGAGCGCAACCUCAUCCCACCCGCCGCCGCCGCCACCUCCACCUCCGCCCCAACGUUUGGGAUCAGACGAUAAUUCGCCUGUUGGGUCUACAGACUCGUUUCAUAGUACUCAAUCAUGGCAUUCGCCGAUCGCGCCACUGCCUCCGUCGCCUCCAUCAUCACGCCCAGUCACGCCGUCCAUAUCUCAAUUUCCCCAUCCCCAUGAGAAUAUCGUUCUCCCUCGUCCAUCGUCACAAGGAAGAGACAACCGAGUGUUUAUGCGUACACCGGAUACGGAUAGAACAUUCAUCCCAAGCUCCGCAGGGCUUACGGACCAUGCAGACGAUUUAGCCUCCCCUUUGUCCCGCUGCCCUUCGGAUAGCGUUGGCAUGCGUACGAAGCCAAUAUCCGCCGCCGAUGGCUCCUCUAAUGCAUCGCAUGCAUCUGCCUCGGAAGAGGCACAGGAAAUUCAGCUACGGCCGCGGCCGCGAAUUAAUAGUUUGUCCUUCAGCCGCCCGGCCCUCUCGCCGCUGCCAUCAGCCAUUAAUUUCUUCUCGCCACCUCAAAGGCAAACUUCUCGGAGUCGCAUGGACGUUGUCCGCAGACUACCAGGCGCCAUCAUACAGAAAACCGUCGAAAUGCUGCUGGCGCCGCCGACUCAUCUUGUGAACUUGAUGCUGAAGGUUGCCGCUAAAAUUGCAUCGGGUGAGUGGCGCGGUCUCGUCUUUGGCUUUGGUGAGGGUGGUGAGAGAAUUCCGGUUCAGUGGGAUUACUCUGAUGGGGAGUUUAGCGAUUGGAGCGACGAUGAAGAUUAUGCUAUGGCAAAGAGCAAACAGAGCAGCAACAGUAGCAUACCGCAGACGGCUGACGGUAGCCGACGCGAUUCGGCAAUGACUAAGGAUAAUCGUAGCUGGGAGGUUGAUUAAUGCUAUCUUGGUUAGUAUGAAAUCUGUAUUAUAAUGGGGGUUUAAUGAUAUGGGUCGGUAUGGUCUACUGCAUGGGAAGGGGAUUGGAGUUAGGAAUACGGCGAAAUUACCAUCACUGUUGACAUUUUCUUGUCCGAGUUGGAAUUGGACAAAGGAGGAUAUCUUGUUUAGGAGACAACGUCUACCUUCUAAUCUAAUCGACUAGCCUAAUGGUAUCUGUGUCGGUAUUCAUGUUGGUAUUAUAUCGGGAAAGCCACUCCACUCUACGUAGAAUAGAGCCUAUCGGCGUAUAAAAUGUAAUAAUAAGCCUACACGCGCAAACAUAGCC